AUGGCCCGUCUCCGGUCCCUUUUCAACGCCCUCGCAGUGGCACAAUUCUGUUAUGCCGAGGUCGCCAUUCCCAAAUCCGCGGGAUACACAGCUCUCAGCGCCCCGAAAAUGAUCAAAGGGGCCAAUGACUUCAAAAUGUGGGAGUUUGACCGUGGAGUGAAUUGCGAUCCGUCCAAGGAAUACGAUGAUUCGGCCUCAACGUUUAUCCUGGAAGAUGGUGCUUCCAUCUCGAAUGUCAUCUUUGGAACGAAGCAAAUCAGUGGCGUCUUUUGUUUGGGUUCUUGUACCUUGACGAAUGUCUGGUUUCGAAGUGUUUGUGAUGAAGCCGUCCAAGUCUACGGAAAAGGCAACGCCCUCAUCGUUGGCGGAGGAGCCAACAACGCACCCAACAAAUUCGUCCAACACGAUGGCUCAGGCACCGUCACCAUUCGCGGAGGCGAAUAUUACGGCAUCAGCCAUCUCUACCGCAGCUGCGGGAAUUGCCCCAACAACAAAGAGCACUCGCCACGACAGGUCAUUAUACAGAAUAAUAAAAUUCACAAUGUCAAGAAUGAUGUUGCUGGCAUCAAUCCGAAUUUCGGAGACACAGCCCAAAUCGAAAACAACUGCGGGGAAAACAUCGCCUCCAUUUGCCAACCGUACACGGGCAUGGAAGGCUCAAGCCAUGGGCGAUCGUUGAAGAGCACGAAUAAAAAUUCUUGCCAUGGUGGUCAAGGAAUGGCGACGAAAUUCCCUGCGUGUAGU
Molecule: messenger RNA, 744 nt
Organism: Sphaerulina musiva SO2202
Lineage: Eukaryota; Fungi; Ascomycota; Dothideomycetes; Mycosphaerellales; Mycosphaerellaceae
Product: polysaccharide lyase family 3 protein
Exons: 3
Biological process (GO): pectin catabolic process
Cellular component (GO): extracellular region
Molecular function (GO): pectate lyase activity
Source: RefSeq, a predicted model, not a curated record